AGAGCAUUAUCGGAAUUCCAGUAGAGACACUUCUUCCCCAAAAGUGAGGUUGGGUUCGGAAGGUUAGGUCCUUCAAAAUGACUCUCAGGGCUAUAAAAUACGAGAACAACAAUUUAGAAAUACUGGACCAGCUUCUCUUGCCUGCCCACUCCAAAUACAUCCAAGUAAAAGGAGUUGAAGAUGGCUGGAAAGUUAUCAACAAGAUGCAGGUCAGAGGAGCCCCAGCUAUAGCCAUAGUAGGUUGUCUGAGUCUGGCCGUGGAGAUCAGAAACGAGAAAUACGAGAGCAAACGGCAAAUGAGGCAGGAAAUUGAAGGUAAGCUAAACUACUUGGUAUCAUCUAGACCAACAGCUGUUAACAUGAAAAUCGCUGCCGAAGAGAUGCUUGAACUAGCCAAUAAACUCAGCGAAGAUGCCUCCAUAACUGUUGAUGAUAUGAAAUCAAAGUUCCUACUAACAAUAGAGCAUAUGCUGGAGAAAGACAUAUCAGAUAAUAAAGCUAUUGGUGAUAAUGGGGCUAAGGAUAUAUUGUCUCAUGUCUCUGGGGACAGCCUUGUGAGGAUUUUGACUCAUUGCAAUACUGGGUCUUUGGCCACUGCUGGUUAUGGCACUGCCCUAGGAGUUAUCAGAACUCUGCAUGCCAUGAAGAGGCUGGAGCACGUGUAUUGCACGGAAACGCGGCCGUACAACCAGGGCGCCCGAUUGACUGCUUACGAGUUGGUCCACGACAAAAUUCCCGCCACUUUGAUCGUCGACAGUAUGGUGGCCGCCCUGAUGAAGCACAGGAACAUUUCUGCUGUGGUCGUCGGAGCCGAUAGGGUGGCUGCCAACGGAGACACGGCCAACAAGAUCGGCACGUACCAGAUAGCCGUGUUGGCCAAGUACCACGGGGUGCCUUUUUACGUGGCCGCCCCUUUCACCUCCAUCGACAUGAAGAUACAUGGUGGAGAGCACAUCGUCAUCGAGGAAAGACCCGACAGAGAGAUGACUCACGUCGGAGAACACCGGAUCGCCGCCAAAGGUAUUGCUUGUUGGAACCCCGCUUUCGAUGUGACACCCGCCUCCCUGAUUGCGGGGAUCAUUACAGAGAGGGGCGUUUACAGGCCGGACCAGUUGAGGGAGCCCCCCACCCAUUGACGUCAUUUUCGAAUUUGGAAUCGUGAUUUGUUUUUAUAUACAUAUAGCAGUCUAAUGAUUGAAGAUAUCAGAAUGUUCACCUCCUAUGCCUGACUAUGUCUAUUAUAGUAUAUGUGGAGGAUUUUUCUCAAAUUAAAAACGUAUUUUUGGAAGCACUUACAGGAAUAUUUUUUAGCGUGUAAUGUUUCUAUGGGAAAUAGCUGAUUUGAUGUUUUGCCCAGAAGGGCCCGAUGUGGGUCCUUUUCUGCUAAAUACGUUAGUUUUCAAUUCCAAUCGGAAAUAUAAGUUGAUUAUUUUGGUUCUGAAAAUAACCUAAAAUGAUAUGAAGAAUGUAGUUUAUUGUUAGUGAUAAAAAUUUCUGUUUAUGUAUUUUUUA
Molecule: messenger RNA, 1512 nt
Organism: Phaedon cochleariae (mustard beetle)
Lineage: Eukaryota; Metazoa; Arthropoda; Insecta; Coleoptera; Chrysomelidae
Source: the annotation of a GenBank genome assembly